CUUCCGGCUAGCCUGUCUGGGGCCUGGUGGGGUGAGGGCCCAGCAGCAGGUGGUGAGGGGAGAGGGCAGUUGAGGCCCUCAGUGCCCGCCCACCAGUCGGCAGCUCAGCCUGGGGCUGUAGAUCCCCAGGGCUGUGCUGCUCAAUUACCAGCGACGCCAUGGACAAGCUGGGCUCACGGUGCCCUCUGCCAGGCUACCCGCGGCCCUCUGUCUUUAUAUGCCUCCUGAUCCUGAUAGCUUCUUUCCUCACAUACCCUAUGCUCAAGACCCUUAGCCUGCAGCUCCAUUCAACUGUCACCGGCAGCUAUGUCUCCGGCACUUACUCCAUCGUCUUUGUCAACUGUCCCAACGAACAAAUUGCCAGAGAUAUUGCCAGGGCUAUACUGGAUAAGAAGCUGGCUGCCUCUGUGAACAUCUUACCCAAAGCAUCCUCACUGUACUUUUGGAAUGGAGAAAUAGAAGAAGCCACUCAGAUCCUGUUGUUGAUAAAGACAAAGACUUCCAAGGUACACAUGCUGUCCAGCUACAUCAGGUUGGUGCAUCCUUUUGAAAUCCCAGAGAUCUUCAGUCUUCUCAUGGACCAAGGAGAUGUGCAGUAUUUGAAGUGGCUGGAGGAGGGCAUGGAGGAGGACUGAGUGGGGGAGGCUUUUUGUGCGUCCUGCUGGUUGCCUCUAGCCUUCAUCAGCUGCACUCUGGGAAAGGGGAGGCCUCUUUCUGCCUCCUGGCAUCUCUGGAUUCCAUGUUUUUGUCAGCACAGAGGAGCUAAGUAACUUGUGAAGGCUGAAGGUCCGAGGCUCCUAAGGCUGGAAGAGGAGGCUGGGCCAGUUGGGCCAAGCAAGAACACAGUGGAACUUUUCUCUGAGUGCUUCAUGCUUAAAGGUGGCCAGGGGGUGGGGGGUGAUGAUGGCUGUGUGUAGGGAUCCAGGGGAGGUGGCAGUGAGGGUGAGGUUUGUCACCUUCUCCUGCAGUCACUGUGCCUACCUCGAGUGCCCAAGAUGUAAUUCCUCUCCUUCUCAGGAGGAGGAAUGGACCUCAUGACCUCUUCAGCCAGAACUGUGUGGGAUGAAUGCACCUUUUGGGAAAGUGGCAAGCACUUCAUCCAAAAGGAUGAAUUCCUAAUGGUGGAAUUUCAGGGACAAGCAGGAUUAUUUCUCCAGGCGAAAGAUGGUGUUUGUUGUUCCAGAGUCUUGAGGAGGUGGGACUGGGAAUGGGCCUCAAGAGUUUGUAGGACAAGGGAAACAUUAGGGCUUAGACACAGCCUCAUGGGUUGGGAGUAGGUCUUGACUCUUCCUGGCCUGAAUGUGACAGACAGCAGAAGCUUCUGGGGCCUUUCUCAGUGGAGACACAGGUUCUGAGCCCGCCAUACUAUUUCACUUGAACAUUGAAACUGAACAUCCUAAAGUAGGAAAGAACCCUGGGGAAUUGCUGGACCAGUGUUUUUCAGACUUACUCCACAGAGCCCCAGGGGUUGACAGAAGGUACUCUGGGGGCUGCCUGGGUGUGCAGGUAAGGAUAUGAGGCCCCCCCACCCAUAAUUCAACCAGUACAACUGUGCUUUUAUUUAUGUAUUGAGCUCCCUUGUAAGCUUUGGGUUUUUUUUAAAAAGUUUUCUCUGUUAAAAGUUUGUGAACCAGUGGUCUAAGCCAAUCUCCAUUUUAUAGAUUCCUAAAGGAAACUGAACUGCACUGAGGUCCAGAAAGGGGGUGACGUGUUGCAUUAUGAAGGGUACAGCCAGGCCUGCUCGCCCUGUGUCUGGUGCUCUCCUAUACCUGCUCCACGGGUCUUAGGGGGAAGAGAGCAGAGAAGGCAGAGCCCUGUGGGGUGAGAAGAGAGACUUGACCAAAGGCCCCUCCGUGCCUCUGUCACAAGGUAACCCCCCUUGGGGGAGACCAUGGGCAGUUUGGGUAGGGGUCCACAGAUAUCUGUGGUAUCCUGGGCCUUUCUUCCCCGAGGGAAGGGUGUGUGGGAGGGGUAUUGCCUGGCUCUAGUUCUGACACCUCCUGUGCUUCUUGGACCUUAGUUCCUCCAAAUAUAAAAUGGGGGGGGGGGGGGGAUCUCCAGGGGCUCUUCUGUGAAGACCUUGUAGGGACUUUAGGCUGAGGCCCUUCCAAAGGUUCAGAGGAUCCUAUGUUGAGAGCCAGUGGGGAUUUUGGAGGACUGCCUCAGGAGAAGAAUAAAGAGAAUGAUAAUGGUGGUGUCCCUUUUUACAACAGAUGUUUGUGAUACAUAUGAAAAUCUUGUGUAAGUGUGAAAAUCUUGUGAAAACGUUCUGGGGACCCCAAAUGGACUGCCCGUUAUUGCUUUCAGGAUAAAGUCCAAUUUCUUGC
Molecule: messenger RNA, 2327 nt
Organism: Equus quagga
Lineage: Eukaryota; Metazoa; Chordata; Mammalia; Perissodactyla; Equidae
Product: protein CutA homolog
Exons: 6
Coding region: 159-635 (158 amino acids)
Biological process (GO): response to metal ion
Molecular function (GO): copper ion binding
Source: RefSeq, a predicted model, not a curated record